Cololabis saira (Pacific saury) is the source of this 5940-nucleotide messenger RNA. RefSeq names its product pseudopodium-enriched atypical kinase 1 (gene peak1). Bases 386 to 5848 code for a protein of 1820 amino acids. The transcript has 8 exons. Gene Ontology annotation, molecular function: ATP binding; protein kinase activity. Gene Ontology annotation, biological process: protein phosphorylation. Lineage: Eukaryota; Metazoa; Chordata; Actinopteri; Beloniformes; Belonidae. The record is from RefSeq and is a predicted model, not a curated record.
CGUGUAGAGAGGAGUUGGUUCCGCCGCUCCGCUGCACACCGGGAUUCCAGCCCCGCGGACGGACACGGCGUCUCAAUCCGGAUUUAUGGCGGCCGGGAAGUCGUAGCCACCGACGGCGGACACGUUUUUGGAGCGAAAGGACCUGACGAUGCCCCGCCGCUCCCACUGAACCGGCAACAGAACCGGAGGCAGCAGGGACCCACCCGGCCUGGCAGGUUCCAGCAGGACGUCCUCUCCGGCACGCCGGGAUUCAUCACGCUGUCCAGAGUCGACCACAUCUGAGGGUUGGAGAGUGCUCACCGCUGUUGUUCCUCAAACGCCGACCGUCCGCCGCGUCUCCAUGGAGGAGCUUCCUGUCCGGACCUAACGGGCCUAACCCGCAGCCAUGUCCGCCUGCAGCGCCUUCACGGAGCAUGUGUGGAAACCGGGCGAGUGCAAGAACUGCUUCAAACCCAAGAGCCUGCACCGGCUGGCCCAGAGCGUCGGGGGGGAGCGGAGACCCCCGCCCGGCCAGCAGCCCAGCCCCCUCCCGACGGGGACCCGGGCCCCCCAGCGGCCCGGCGGCACCGCCCGCUCAGGACACUUCCGUCCUCCGGUGGCCAAGAAGCCCACCAUCGCCGUGAAGCCCACCAUGAUGCUGCCUUGCUCCGCGGCGGGGCCGGACUCGGACCUGCAGCAGCAGCCGCUGCUGCAGAACCUCACGGGGGAGCAGGGGAAGACGUCGGCCUUCACGGUCUGGAACCGCAACGGGCUGAACCGCAAGAGGCCCGGCGGGCCGAGCAACAACAACGAGGCGGAGCGCGGUGAGGAGAUCGAGGGCUACGGGCCGCUGAGCCCGCUCAGCCCGCUGAGCCCGCGGACGCCGAGCGGGAACAACAACGGCAGCGGGCUGACGGACGUGCUGAAGGAGAUCGCCGGCCUGGGCCCCGGGCCCGGCCCCGGCCCCGGCCCCGGGCCUUCGCUCCUGUGCGGGUCAGAGGACUUGUUCUGGGGGCGGAUCAGCAGCUCGUACCGGCGCUCGUUGGAGCGGGGCGUGCCGGCAUCCAGCUGCCUGGCCGCGGGCGGCGGCGGCAGCGGCAGCGGCGGCAAACAUGUAUCCCUUAGCAACAGCGCCAAGGUCAUCAGCACGGAGGGGGGACGGUUCUGCUACCCAGAGUUCUCCAGCGAGGGAGACGGCGACGACGAGGACGAGGAUGAUGAUGAUGAUGAGGAUGACGAAGAGGAGGAUGAAGACGACACUGAGAAAGACGACGAUGAUGACGACGAGCACGAGAGCUGGGAUGAAAGUGACGAAGAGUUACUGGCCAUGGAGAUCCGGAUGCGGGGCCAGCCGCGCUUCGCCAACUUCCGCGCUGCCACCCUGUCCCCGGUGAAGAAGUGGAACACGGUGCCGCUGCGCAAGGUGUCGCUGCAGCGGAUCUGCGCCGUGGACUACGACGACAGCUACGACGAGAUCCUGAACGGCUACCCGUCGCUGGACUCCAACGGGGGCCUCCUGGCCUACGGCCCCGGCGACGCCCACGGCAACGCCUUCACGUCCACCUCGGAGUCGGCCACGUCCCCGGAGUCCUCAUCCUCGCUGCCCGAGGACUCGCGGACGUCGUCCAGCAGCGGCGGCAGCAGCGGCGGCGCCGUCAGGAACGGCGUCCACUCGCCCCGCAAGGCCCCGUACUCCCCCCCUCCCCGCCCGGCGGGGGCCGACACCCACAAGGCCGUGCUGGCCAUCCGGCUGGAGGAGCGGGAGGGCCUGCCCAUGCCCCAGGCCCUGCCCGGCCAGCCCGUCACCAUCAGCUUCUCCCCCACGGAGGAGCAGCCCCGGCCGUACCGCGUGGUCAACCUGGAGAAGUCCCUGAUCUGCAAACCGUACACCGUGGUGGACGUGUCGGCGUCCAUGGCCGCCAAAGACGAGAAGGUUCCAGACUCCUGCAAGCCCUCCAGCCCUUCCUCCUCCGGUCCCGUCCCGCAGCUGCUCCCCGCCUCCCCGUCCUCGCCCCCGGCCCUUCUGUCCCCGCGGAAGAAGUCCAGCAUCACCCGCUACGAGGAGGUGUGGACGUCCAGCACCAGCCCCCGCCAGAAGAUCCCCCGGGUGGACCUCGGGGUCGGGGGUCACCCCGGCCCAUCCAGGACCACUCCGUUCUGCAGCCACAAGUCGGCGCCCACCUCCCCCAUCGCCGGGCUGUCGUCCUCCUCCAGAACCGUCCCGGUCAAGUCCCCCAACCUCUCGGAGAUCAAGUUCAACAGCUUCAACAACGCCGGCAUGCCGCCGUUCCCCAUCAUCAUCCGGGACGAGCCGGCGUACGCGCGCCGCGCCAAGAACGCCGUCAAGGUGCCCAUCGUCAUCAACCCCAGCGCCUACGACAACGUGGCGGUGUACAAGAGCUUCCUGGGGCUGCACGGCGAGCCGCCGCCGUCGGUGCCGGCCAACGGCGCGGGCCGGGCGGCCAGGGCCAGCCACACCUACGAGGAGAUCGGCUCCUCGGAGAGCGUGCAGUCCUCGUCCACGGAGAAGACGCUCUCCGGGCGAGGGACGGCGGAGCGAACCUCCUUCGAGGAGACCAGCCCGCCGCCCAGAACCGCUGCCGAUCCCGGCACUUUAGCGAGCCCGGCGACGAGCUCGGGCGCCGCGGCCGCCGCCGCCAGAGCCGCCACUCCGACCUCACCGGCCAGUCCUCCUGCUGUCCUCACCUUCACCGCCAGUCCCGUGGACGCCGCCAGCCUUAGAGACGACGGCGGAGCCUCCACCCCGUUCUCGACCCCGCGCCGAGAGGAGGCCAGUGCCGUGUUGUCCCAGAUCGUGGCCUCCAUCCAGCCCCCCCAGUGCCCCCCCGAGUCCUCCUCGGCCCACGACGACACCAGCAGCUCCGAGGAGCUGUACGCCCUCCCCCCCGACGCCGGGAAGGACACGCUCACCCGGCCCAAGUCCCUGACCUCCGCCACCGAGCCCAAGAAGGACAGCCCCGCCAAGAUCCUGUUAAAGUCCCAGAGCGCCUCGGCGGCCGUCCCGCUCUCCCCCCAGUCGGAGCCCGGCGCCCCCUUCCCUCCCCCCAGGUCCACGUCCACCCCCAACCACGCCUCCAAUAUUCUCCAGAGGCAUUUUGGUAACUGGACGAAGGGCUCCGGGUCCAGCUCCCCGGCUCGACCCGGCGGGGGGGACGGCACCCCCGUGGGAGAGGCCAGGCGCGUCUCGGCAGAAAGCUCCAAACCCAAACGCUGGAUUUCCUUCAAGAGCUUCUUCCGUCGACGGAGGGAGGAGGACGAGCAGAAGGAGAAGUCGGAGAAGGAGAAGGGGAAGCUGGUGGGGCUGGACGGGACGGUGAUCCACGUGCUGCCGCCGCCGCCCGCCCAUCCCCAGAGCUGGUUCACCGAGGCCAAGCCGGAGGACCCCAGCGGGAAGCCCACCAUCAUCUUCACCUACAGGCCCGACGCCGCCGGCAGCUCCGGCCCCGGAGACGGGCAGCUGCGGGUGGAGGAAACCCGGGAACCGGAGGAGAGGAAGAAGCUGAACGCUUCCAGCCCGGGCCAGACGCAGCCUUCAGAAACGUCCGGGGGAGACGGCGCCAGCAACGACCGCAGCCAGGUACCGGCCGGCGGAGCCAGCGAUCCAGAGCUGCCCAGCGUCACCUCGCUCCCUGCCAAAGUGAAUCUGGGCCUGCCGUUCAGGGACGGAGAGUAUUGCCAUGCCAACCAGGCUGCCAAUCCGGCUUCGGCCAGCGAGGGCAGCGCCAGCCUGGGAGAGCCUGAAGAGGACGGGAAUCUCUCUCAUCACUCCGUCUCUCCCGCCUCCAGCCAGUGCAGCGCCACCUACACCAACCUGGGUCAGUACCGGGUCAGCAUGAUCCCGCUGAAGCAGCCCCGUAACGGCAAGGCCUCCACGGACACGCUGGCCUCCGACCUGGACGGCUCCGACCAGCCCCCGCCCAAGGCCACGCCCCCGCCGCUGCCCAAGAAGGCCUUCCCUCGCUCGGGCACCGAGCCCAGCCUGGGGGGCAAAGAGCCCCCGAGGCGGCGCGCCGAGGCCCGGCCCGGCGGCACCAACCUCAGCGUGGCCAACCCCCUCUACGACCUGGACUCCCCCUGGGAGACGGGCAGCCAGAGCUCGUCCCUCAGCUCCGAGCCCCAGCGGCCUCACGACCACGAGAGCGCCGACUCCCUGGAGAGGCCGCCGGCUCCCCGGCCGACGACCAGCGCGUCCUCGCUGGCUCCUCCGGACCGGAGGGUCUUCCCGGGCCGGGAGUCUCUCCCGGAGAGGGGCCGGGCCGCGGGGCGGGGCGUUCCCGCCGCCAGCGCUGCCGCUAGCUCCAAGACGCACAGGCCGGCUCUGUUCCGCGGGCUGGACAGCUGGGACGAGGUGGUGGGCCGGAUCCGCGGGCUGCACACGGACACGCUGCGGAAGCUGGCGGCCAAGUGCGAGGACCGCUUCAUGGCGGGCCAGAAGGACCACCUGAGGUUCGGCACCGACAGCUGGUCCCACUUCAGGCUGACCACGGGGAAACCGUGCUGCGAGGCCGGCGACGCCGUCUACUACACCGCCUCCUACGCCAAGGACCCGCUGGUCAACUACGCCAUCAAGAUCUGCCGCAGCCACAUGAAGGAGACGCAGCAGCAGUUCUUCCACAGCCUGGCCGUGCGGCAGAGCCUCCCGCUGCACUUCAACAUCCAGCAGGACUGCGGCCACUUCCUGGCCGACGUCCCGGGCCGGCUGCUGCCCUGGGAGGAGGACGAGGAGGGCGGGGGGGGCGAGGGCGGCGGUGGCCCGGCGGAGGCGGAGACGGACCCCAGGACGGGCGGUAGAGUCGACGAGGCGGGUGGCGGCGCGGCCGCGGGGACGGGGACGGGCCGCCUGCGGAGCCGCGUGGUGGUCAUCACCCGCGAGGUGCCGUUCCAGACGGUGGCGGACUUCGUCAGGGAGGGCGAGGCGCGGCACGCCGGCAGCCCGGAGCUGUACGAGCGGCAGGUGUGCCUGCUGCUGCUGCAGCUGUGCUCGGGCCUGGAGCACAUGAAGCCGCACCACGUCACCCACUGCGACCUGCGGCUGGAGAACCUGCUGCUGGUGCACUGCCAGCCCGGGAACCCCUGGAACCUGGACCUGCUGGAGCCCAACAACAACAGCAGCAGCAGCUCGGGCCCGGGCCCCGGUGCCGCCGCCACGGCCGGCCCCGCCCGCCUCAUCAUCAGCAACUUCUCCCAGGCCAAGCAGAAGAGCCGGCUGGCCGCCACGGACCCCGGCGCGCUGCGCGACCAGUCCCGGCUGGCGCCCGAGAUCAUCACGGCCACGCAGUACCGCAAGUGCGACGAGUUCCAGACGGGGAUCCUCAUCUACGAGAUGCUGCACCGGCCCAACCCGUUCGAGGAGUCGCCGGAGCUGAAGGAGCGCGAGUACACGUGGGCCGACCUGCCGGCGCUGCCCGCCCGCUCGCUGUACUCGCAGGGCCUGCAGCAGCUGGCGCGGCUGCUGCUCACCGUCAACCCGUCGGAGCGGAUCCGCAUGGCGGAGGCGCGGGCCUGCCUGCAGGGCCUGCUGUGGGGCCCGCGGGAGGACCUGUUCCAGGCGCUGGGCUGCGGCGCCGGCGCCGGCCCCGCGGCCCCGCGCCAGGCCGCGCUGCAGAACUGGCUGGACCUGAAGCGGACGCUGAUGAUGAUCAAGUUCGCCGAGCGCUCGCUGGACGCGGCGUGCAGCGUGAGCCUGGAGGACUGGCUGUGCUGCCAGUACCUGGCGCUGGCCAGCACCGAGUCGCUGGGCCGGGUGGUGCACAUCCUGCAGCCGCCGCCGGCACCGGCGCCGCACGGCCCGGGCGCGGCAGCACACCUCACAAACACCCUCCACUUGACUCAGACGCAGCCGCUCUGAGCUCCUCUGCUCAUCUGUUACCGUGGCAACAGAGCCAACUCUCCCCCCGUGUGGUCCCUUAUGGGCUCAAAUUAAUGCCAUAACUAUUUUGU